Molecule: messenger RNA, 2607 nt
Organism: Clonostachys byssicola
Lineage: Eukaryota; Fungi; Ascomycota; Sordariomycetes; Hypocreales; Bionectriaceae
Source: the annotation of a GenBank genome assembly
AUGCCGUCCUCGCACCGCCGUCUAGUCCACUGGCAUGCCGAGCGUUUGCUGACUGGAAAAGGGCGUGAACUGGCUCCUGGCGAGUCUCGCUUCGUCUCUUACUAUGCACCAUCUCUAGAUGGCGGCCUUCACAAUGUCUCAAUUGGUCAAAGCAUCUCAGCUCCGGCGGAAGCUGGCAGCGCCAAAGAGGCACCCCGCCGACCGUCCAAGAUUGAGGCUCCAUCACAGUCCUUCAUUGCCGUCACUCCGCGCUUCUCGCUCGCCCCGGGGAUCAUUGACUCGGUCUACCCGACGCCUGGCAUCAGCGUUGAGCACACAAUCUUGCCACACAUGGUCUUUACAGACCCUCAUCUUCCAUGGUCAAGAUCACCAUCACCUGCACAUAUCCCGGAAGAUGAGGAAAAAGAGAAUCCCCGAAGUCGUAGCACAUGGCUGGCUCUAUUGGUGUUUUCUCUGGAUGAGCUGCAGCUCAGCCAAAGUCAAAUCAAGCAUGUUUUCCAGAACAUGCCGCCGGAUGUUAAACUCGAGCAGAGCGAAACAUGCACUCUGCGAACGUUGGCACGUCAUACGCCUCUUCUGAAUGGCAUCGAGAACCUGGUCAACACGACAGGGUUUAAGGAACGCGAGGAUGCCAGAGACGCCGCCGAACCCACUGAGCUCAUCAUGGUGCCCGGCAAGUUGUUCAACGGUCUCUUUGUCGCUCCCGAUGGGCCACGAGACAAGUUGGAUGUCGCUUGCUAUAAACACAUGGCGCACGUGAGGCAAGUCGCCACAGAUGGCAUGGUCAAUGCGGGCGCGGACAGCAACGAAGCAAUCUUCAGUGUCGUGGUCAGUCGGCGAACCGGGCCCAUUGACGCCGACACGUCAAGUGUGAUGAUUGCUCAUCUCGUCUCACUAAGCUGGGACGACGAAAUGCCGGUCCCCAAGGACGAAGAUCGUGUUGCUAUGGUCAGUCUGCACAGCUGGACAUACACCUGUCUCGCAUCUAAAACCAAGGCCAAAACGUCUAAUAUGCUCGCCACUCUGGGUGAUCAUCUCACUGUUCUUCGCACCGAUGACGUCCGGGGGGAGGCCCCUGCAACGCCAAAAGGGGAAGAAAAGGACUUGGAUGCUCUCAUUGCCGCUCGUCGACGUGGCGGAUACACAGUUACUCACCAUCGCACAGUCACCGGGGAGGUCACGGCUGCUCUUUUUCGUGGACCACUGACGCCAGUGCAGGUCCCUCGACCAUUGACAAACAACAUGCUGAUGCUAUCAAACUUUGGGACCGACUUGGCCAUUUUUGAUCCCCGUCUCAGCCUUAUAGACAUAACCUACUCCAGCGCAUGGCAAUUAGGUAAGUCCCUAGCCAUGGCUGAUGAAGCCUUUUGCGCUGCUCUUGCGAGAUAUCGAAAUGCGGUGCAAGGUGGUGGUCUCAAAGCUGCGAAGCGCGAUGUCCAUGCGCUCUUUGGGCACGACGGAUAUGGGGCCCAAGAGCGUGCUGCUGGAAGGAUGGCGGACUUGGUCAGGGGCUUGAAUGAGAUGAACACGCCUCUGCAUACUCGAGGUGGCGAUACUACUACCGUCAGUACCAAUCGAUGGUCCAACGAUGAUGCUCAUGAAGACGAACGGGGGGUUCGCAUUCUAUCCGUUGAUAUGCUCUCGCAGUCCUCUCCCCAUAUUGUGAGCCCUGACUAUGCUCUGAUUUACUCCUGGGUUCUCGAUAAAGUAUAUCUCAACGACAUUCCGGCACAAUAUCUCAUCCCAGACCCUGCCUUCUUGCCUGAAGAGACGCUUCGGUUCUUUCAUAUUGAUGCAAACUGGGUUGAUGCUCUCAUCGACGGUGCGCUGAGUCUCGCGAAUCACUGGGGGGACAAACCAGAGCAGGAUUUGAGUCGAGCGUCAAUCAAAAAGGCCAUUAACAAACGUCUUAGGACCGCCGACAAAUCGCUGGGAGGCUGGCAUGUCCAGAUGCCACGGUACGGGUUCUUGCUACGCAGCCAAUUGCUUGUACAGUUUCCGGACCUUGCUGUCAACGUCAAGUUUUCGGAUACACGUUCGCAGCCCAUUGAUUUAGAGGGAGUCGAGGUUGGCACCGGCGUGAAUCCUCCAGCCAACACGCCCACCCAGCAGCCCAUUUUGGUUCAGAAGCGUAUAGCCCCUGACACCAUGUACGUCUUGUUCGAUGCGGCACCUCCAGACCUGCAGCGAAUCACGUUCACGGUGCCUCCUCAUCAGCAGUGCUUCAGGGCGGGGCACUCGUUAACUGCGGACAACCUCCAAUUUAUACUCAGGAAGAAUUAUACGACAAAAGAGCAGCCCCCGGGCCAAAAGCGCGGAGAAGGGCUCGGGAAUCGAGUGUUCAAUUCUGAUGGCACCCCGACCGCGGUCUUCAACUGGCAGACUCGCACUCUAAAUCCAGCCGCUUUUGGUCAGUAUCUUGUGAAUGAGCUGAGUGCAGCAAUGAAAGGGUACUUUGACGACAAAGGGCCGAUAUCUGCCGUCAUUGCUUUGCAGCUUAAUGAUGGUAUUCUGGAAUUGGAUAUCGGUGAUGCAAACGCGCAAGCCACGUCAGCCCCCUUUUCACUCUUUCAAUUAUCCAUACCCUCUGAAGCCAAGGCCGAGUAG